Messenger RNA from Capsella rubella, 979 nucleotides. RefSeq names its product pre-mRNA-splicing factor CWC22 homolog. The transcript has 2 exons. Gene Ontology annotation, biological process: mRNA splicing, via spliceosome. The record is from RefSeq and is a predicted model, not a curated record. Bases 329 to 799 code for a protein of 156 amino acids. NCBI's taxonomy places the organism in Eukaryota, Viridiplantae, Streptophyta, Magnoliopsida, Brassicales, Brassicaceae. Gene Ontology annotation, molecular function: RNA binding. Gene Ontology annotation, cellular component: catalytic step 2 spliceosome.
CACAGGCUUCUCAGAUCGGUGAAUAGGCUAGGGUUGUCUUGUCUCCGGUUACAAGAAAGGUUCUUACUUGUUUGCAAUUAGGUUGAGUGUGAUCUGAUCAUUUUCGUAGGAUAGGGUUAGGGUUAGGGUUUCGGAUGAUCACGAGGACCGUACAAGCUCGCGCGACGUGAUCUUGAUAUCAGUAAAAGAGAUAAGAUUAGAAAAGACUACAAUGAUAUCUCUUUGGGAAAGAGUGGUGGAGUUUAUAUUCACUCCGUUCAAGCUAACACACGCAUGAUGAAUGAUGUGAAAGACAAGAGCAGCGAAGAGUACCAACGUCUUACAUGGGAUGCUCUUUGGUCAAUUACUUAGCACAGGUGCUCUCCCUUGGCAUGUUCUUGCUUACAUUAGGUUAAAUGUAGAGGACACAACUUCCUCUUCUCGUAUCUUCACUAAGACCCUUUUCCUGAAACUGUCAGAUGACUUGGGGAUUAAGGAACUUAAUGAGAGGCUUCAGGAUCCAACAAUGCAGGAAUCAUUUGAAUCUAUCUUCCCUAAAGACAACCUAAAGAACAUUAGGUUUGCAAUCAACUUCUUUACCGAGAUUAGUCUUGCAGGCAUCACAAAUCUCAGAGAGUAUCUGAAGAACAUGCCACGCCUCAUCUUGCAAAAGCAGAAGAAAGUUUUGGAAUCAGAAUCAGGAUUGUCAUCUGGAUCUGACAAUUCUGGUCCAGAGUCUGAUUCUGAGUCAGACUCAUCAUCUUCUUCAAGUUCAGAUGAAAGCAACAGAGAGAAGAGGAAACGAAGAAGAAGAUCUUGAGACUGUUUUGUUUGUUAUCCCCACCAAACUUCUGAAAUCUUCAUAUGGUUCAAAUCUUGUUUCAUUUUGGUUAUUCAGGUUGAAUUUACAUGAGAACUCAGUUGAGCAACCACCUGGUUCUCUUCUUGCACAUCAAACAUAUAUAGUUCAAACUGUUCACAUCUUGUUUUGUUUUGGUAA